AUGCUGACAAACAAUAAACUGCCGACAACAUUAAAUAUCCAAAAUGCAGAUGAAAAUGAGAAAACGUCAAAGAUGAUGAUUUCAAUCUAUUGCACAAGUUUCUUUCUACUCUUGUCUUUAUCCAACGUACAGUCCGAUGAUUAUUUGGAGAAUGUUUCGGUCAAUACAGGUGAAACCGCUACGUUGAUAUGUGAUUUACCGGAGAAAUAUUCCAACAAACAAGCGGAUUUCUACGGACCCACGGGACGUUUAUUAAUAACAAAAACUGAUGAAGAUAUUGAUAAUGGUGAUCGAACAAGAUUUCUGCUUGAACAUACAUAUGCAUGGACUUGGUCUUUGAUUUUAUCCGAUGUAUCCGAUGAUGAUGGCGGAGAAUACACGUGUCGCGUUUCUUCGUCAUCAGAUCAUCAGACAUCGACGAUCAUCAAACGGUUCAAUUUAACCGUUUUGACACCUCCGAAAAUAGUCGACAUAACCAUUGAAUCAAAUAACAAUGAAAUACUUCAAGAAAAUGAACAAAUCAUUUUAAAAUGUUCCGCUCGAGGUACACCGCCUCCCAAAAUCAUCUGGCAUAUCCCAGGCAAACGAUAUUUAAUCAACAAACGAAACGAUCGAAACAUCAUCGCGUUCGAUAACAAAUUAUUAAUCAAAAAUCUUUCUCGUACAGCUCCAGUUGACUAUCAAUGUCUCGCUGAUAAUGGUAUUCCACCACGCGAUACACGAACGAAACGUUUACUUCCAUCAAUUUCACCUGAAUUGACAAUUCACUCAUCAAUCCAAUCGUCGCGUCUCGUGCUCAACUGUACGAUCUUCGCUCGUCCAUUAACAACAGCUAAAUGGAAACGAAAUCGUUUUGAGAUAAAUGAUAUCAAACGUAAACAAAUCAAUGAUUAUACAGUUGAACUUCUACUCGUCUUAGAUAUUACUCCGAAUAUCUUUGGCAUGUACGAAUGUGAAGCAGAAAAUCCUUUGAAAAUCUCCAAAGCGUUUAUUAAUAUCGAUGAUACGAUUUUAAUUAAUCGAACGACAACAUCAACAGAAACCGCAACAUUAUUAGCCAAAUAUCGUCGAAUAUCAUCGCCAUCAUAUGCGCAAAUUGAACUUCUACUCAAUCAAGGAUCAAUUUGUCGAAGUCGAUUCUAUUGGCUUUUCGUCGUAAAUCUUCUUCUGCUCGGCUAUUCUCAUGGCUUUUACAAUCGACGAUGA
Messenger RNA from Adineta ricciae, 1206 nucleotides. The record is from the annotation of a GenBank genome assembly. Lineage: Eukaryota; Metazoa; Rotifera; Eurotatoria; Adinetida; Adinetidae.